Molecule: messenger RNA, 2769 nt
Organism: Panicum hallii
Lineage: Eukaryota; Viridiplantae; Streptophyta; Magnoliopsida; Poales; Poaceae
Product: pentatricopeptide repeat-containing protein At1g33350
Exons: 4
Coding region: 132-1490 (452 amino acids)
Biological process (GO): RNA modification
Molecular function (GO): protein binding; RNA binding
Source: RefSeq, a predicted model, not a curated record
CGGGGCGCGCCGCCGCGCAGCCCACCACCUUCCACCUCCUCCGCUUCGCCGCGCUCCGCCUCUCGUGCCUCCCCUACGCGCGCCGCCUCUUCGACGCCACGCCCCACCCCAACGUCUUCCUCUACUCCGCCAUGCUCUCCGCCUACGUUUCCUCCGCCGCAGCCGCCGGCUCACACCAUUCCUCCCACGCGCACGCCCGUGAUGCGCUCGACCUCUUCCUCCGCAUGCUCCGCCGCGGCCGCCCGGCGCCCAACCAGUUCGUGUACCCGCUCGCGCUCCGCGCCGCCUGCGCCGUCGGCGUUCACCUUGUCAGGUCGAUCCAUUCCCACGCCUGCAAGAGCGGCUUCUGCGAGUACGAUGUCUUAUUGACCUCGCUGCUCGAUGGCUACUCGAGGUACGGGAUGAUGGCCGACGCGCGCAAGCUGUUCGACGGUUUGACCGAGAGGAACGUGGUCUCCUGGACCGCGCUGGUGUCCGGGUACGCAAGGGCCGGGAAAGUUGGGGAUGCGAUCGUGCUCUUCGAGCGGAUGCCUGAGAGGGACGUGGCUGCAUGGAACGCGAUCAUCGCAGGCUGCACUCAGAACGGGCUGUUUGUGGAGGCGGUUGGGAUUUUGGGGAGGAUGGUGGGCGAGGGGUUCCGGCCAAAUGCAACCACAGUUUCUUGUGUGCUAUCUGCAUGUGGGCAUCUUGGGACGCUGAAGAUUGGGAAGUUGAUCCACUGCUAUGCGUGGAGGACCUGUGUUGGUUUUGGCUCUUCCGUUCUGAAUGGGUUGAUCGAUAUGCACGGUAAAUGUGGGAAUCUAAAGGGGGCAAGAUGGAUCUUUAAUGAAGUUUCAGAUAGAAGCCUGACCACGUGGAAUUCUCUGAUCAAUUGUCUUGCACUACAUGGGCGCAGCAAGUGUGCAAUCGCUGUGUUUAAUGCAAUGAGGGAUGAGGGAGUUGAACCUGAUGUGGUUACUUUUGUUGGACUGUUGAAUGCAUGCACUCAUGGAGGGUUUGUUGAUGAAGGCCUUAGAUACUUUGAAUUAAUGCAGCAUGAGCACGGAAUAGAGCCAGAGAUUGAACAUUAUGGGUGUAUUGUUGACCUUCUUGGCCGGGCUGGACGAUUUCAGGAUGCACUGAAUGUUAUCAGCAAUAUGAGGAUCAAAUCAGAUGAAGUUAUAUGGGGCUCAUUGCUAAAUGCAUGUAGAAUACACAGACAACUAGAACUGGCUGAGCUUGCAAUUCGGAAGUUGCUAGAGUUGGAUCCAAAUAAUGCUAACUAUGUGGUGAUGCUGGCAAAUGUAUACAGUGAAGGUGGCUUGUGGGAAGAGGUGAGGAAAGUAAGGAAGUCUGUGAAGGAAGAGAGUAUUGGCAAGAAGCUUCCUGGCUGUAGCUGGAUCGAGGUGGAUCGCAAGACACACCGGUUUUACUCUGGUGAUGAUGCUCAUCCUGAGUCAGAGGAUAUAUAUGAUACUCUUGAUGAUUUAGCAGCCUCAAUGGAAUUGUGACAAAAUAUACUGCCUGUUAACAAUGUUUCCAGAAGCUUACAUAGCUUGAUCACUCUCAUAAAUUGGCUUUGUUAUUGGGAAGUAAUGUGCUUAACAGGUGUGCGGUAAACGAGGUGGGAUCCCCUAAGUUAAGCAUUUGGCCUACAUAACACAUUUAUCGGGGUAUACAAGGUGUUCCAUCAAAGCCUUUUAUCAAGCUACUUCAUGUCAAGUGGUACACCAAGAGGUGGAUCUAAUGCCUGAACUGGACUGAACUUAUGUUCAGGAUUUGCGCCUUUUCUGUUUCAAAAUGCCAUCAUCAAUGCAUGAAGUUAUGCAGACCCGGAUGAGAAUGGAACAUGGGAUGGGUAGAUACUAAUCAAGAAAAGUACAAAAUUCAGAAUCUGGAGUCUGAAGAAGAGCCUUGCAUUUGCUGAUUGUUAAAAUACAUAUUUUUACUAUUUGCCGCACCGGUUAGUCAUUACCGCUUUGAGCCUGAGAUUUCACAACCAGUAUAUAGUGGAAAUGACUGGAGCAAACUAGAAAGUACAAAGGAGUAAAAUAGGAAAUGUGAUGGGAGAAGCUGAAGAUGAACCCAAGAAACUGCUAUGUAUUUCCAUUUACUGGCACAGAAGGGUAUCGAUUCAUUGGUGGUUCAUGUGUUCCCAUCCAUGGAUCGUGUCUCCACAACUUGGUAAAAAGGCGAUUCUUCGACUGAAGAGAUCAAGAUUCAAGGCUAUGGAGGGAGUUACGCGAUGCUCGUAUAUCGUCACAUGGCUGGAUCAGGGUAGAAAGAAGAUGGGCAAAUGUCCGCCGUACGUUGCCACUGCAACCCUUGCCAGCUAAGAUGGGAGGUUGAAAAGGAUGGUGCAGGUUACUGGAACAAGCAUGCAAGGUGCCAAGGUACAACGACAUGGACCGGCGAUUUGGAAAGGGGGGAACAAAAGUACUCUUAUCGUCUUGGUCUGGAACAAUUCCAGUAUACCUCGCCAUGUAAAUUGCGAGCGGUAUAUGCCACCCUGACCACCCAAAACCAGCCAAAAAGUUUGGUCAAUCGCAGCGUUCGAGCCCGUCCAAAUAAAGGCGGGAUAAGUGACUGGACUGAUACGCAGCCAUGUCUUAUCUCAGCAACUUUUUCAGGGCUUCUUGUUCAUGAGUUGUUUUCGGUGAUAUCCGUUCAAAGGGGUGGUACGAUGGACCCCCUGUUUCCAGUUCAUGAACUGCGCAAAGCAGGGAUGCCGUGAAGAUUCUGCACAGAUGGUCACGAGUGGCUCAUGGCUUCCAUUUCGAGCAAUUUUGU